Messenger RNA from Papaver somniferum (opium poppy), 1132 nucleotides. RefSeq names its product triosephosphate isomerase, cytosolic. NCBI's taxonomy places the organism in Eukaryota, Viridiplantae, Streptophyta, Magnoliopsida, Ranunculales, Papaveraceae. The transcript has 9 exons. Gene Ontology annotation, cellular component: cytosol. Bases 119 to 883 code for a protein of 254 amino acids. Gene Ontology annotation, biological process: glycolytic process; glycerol catabolic process; glyceraldehyde-3-phosphate biosynthetic process. The record is from RefSeq and is a predicted model, not a curated record. Gene Ontology annotation, molecular function: triose-phosphate isomerase activity.
UAUAUAAAGGAUCUACGUCACAGCUCCCAACCCAGAAAAAACUCUUAUCUCUCCUUUUUCUAUCUCUACCAUUAUCUCAUCUGUGUGAUUUUCGAUCUUUCAAUUCUUUCAUCAAAAAAUGGGUAGAAAAUUCUUCGUUGGUGGUAACUGGAAAUGUAAUGGAACUGAGGACCAAGUGAAGAAGAUUGUCGACACACUAAAUGGUGCUGAAAUUGCAUCCCCAGAUGUUGUUGAUGUUGUGGUCAGUCCUCCAUUUGUGUUCCUUACCUCGGCUAAAAGUUCAUUGCGUCCUGAGAUUCAAGUCGCUGCACAAAACUGCUGGGUAAAGAAAGGAGGUGCUUUCACUGGUGAAGUUAGUGCUGAGAUGCUUGCCAGUUUGAACAUCCCCUGGGUUAUUCUCGGCCACUCUGAAAGAAGGGCUUUGCUAAAUGAAUCAAAUGAGUUUGUCGGAGAGAAAGUUGCAUACGCACUUUCUCAAGGGUUGAAGGUGAUUGCUUGUGUCGGUGAGACUCUUGAACAACGAGAGGCGGGGCACACUAUGACUGUUGUGGCUGAACAAACAAAAGCUAUUGCAGACAAGGUUUCAAACUGGGCUGAUGUUGUCUUGGCCUAUGAACCUGUGUGGGCUAUUGGAACCGGGAAGGUUGCAACUCCUGCUCAAGCUCAGGAAGUGCACAUGGAACUAAGGGAAUGGCUUGCAAAGAAUGUCAGUGCUGAAGUUGCUGCAACAACAAGGAUUAUCUAUGGAGGUUCUGUAACUGGUGCCAGUUGUAAGGAAUUGGCCGGGCAACCAGAUGUUGAUGGAUUUUUGGUAGGAGGUGCUUCUUUGAAGCCUGAAUUCGUGAACAUUAUCAACGCUGCAACUGUGAAGAAGAAUGCAUAACUCAUGAUCUCGUGGGAGGAAUAGAUGGAGGAACACCAACUUUUCUUUAUGUAGCUUUUUGGUGUAUAAAUUUCCCCUUUUAAUUGAUAAAAAAGUACUACCAACCUUUUUAGUGUUGCUGUGCUUGGAACUGGAACUGAACCAGCUGAUGAUUCUUAAUUUGAAUAAAAUUUGAGAAUCCUUUUUCCACUUAGAUGUAAGCAUGUCUAUUUCCCGUUUCAAUGUUCAUGUCCCAGAUCAUUGCUUCUA